AUGCGGUGGUACACUGCCAUUGGGCAAUGCUUAACAGCCAAUCAUAUAAUACCAACUAUAAUUCUAGGUGGUUUCACAACUCCUAUCAUGAGGUUUGUGUUUUUGGUGUCUGUAGUAGUGUUGUUGCUUUCGCAUCAUCUGCGAGCGGAAGUUUAUUUCGAAGACAGAUUUAAUAAUGGCAAUAUUGAAAAGUGGGAGAAAUCGAAAGCUGAAGAGGAUAAACUUGGUCUGUGUGGAUACGCUCUGCCGAAAGAAGUUUCAGACGAAAAAGAGGAUGGUGGCAUGAAAACUACUGAGGAUGCUCGAUUUUAUCGUUAUUCUGCUAAAUUCGAUAAAACUCUGUCCAACAAGGAUAAAUCUUUCUGCGUCCAAUUCACAGUCAAGCAUGAACAGGAUAUUGACUGUGGUGGUGGUUACGUAAAACUUCUUGGGGAGUCUUUCAAACCUGAAGAGUUCCAUGGUGAUACUCCAUAUGAAAUCAUGUUUGGCCCUGAUAUUUGUGGUUAUGACAAGAAAAUCGUUCAUGUCAUCUUUUCAUACAAGGGUCAGAACCAUCUUGUGAAGAAGGAAAUUCCAUGCAAAUCAGAUACCCUUACUCAUUUGUAUACACUCAUUGUCAAACCUGAUAACACCGUUGAAGUGUUGAUUGAUAAUGACAAUGUUGAAACCCGUUCCUUGGUUUCCGAUUUCGAUAUGAUUCCGCCCAAGAUGAUUGAUGACUUAAAGGUCAAAAAACCAGAUGAUUGGGUUGAUGAAGCAGAAAUUCCGGAUCCAAAUGAUAAGAAACCUGACAACUGGGAUCAACCAAAGACCAUCGUAAAUACGUCGGCCAAAAAACCCGAUGAUUGGAAUGAUGAAACUGAUGGAGAUUGGGUUCCUCCAAUGAUCGAUAAUCCCGAAUACAAGGGAGAAUGGGAGCCUAGAAAGAUUCCUAAUCCAGCUUAUAAAGGCGUAUGGAAGCCACCGCAGAUUCCCAAUCCCGAUUAUUUCGAGGAUGAUGAAAUCUACGCUCGUAAAAUUGCCUAUAUUGGCGUUGAUCUUUGGCAAGUCAAGUCUGGAACUAUCUUCGAUAAUUUCAUUGUAUCAGAUGAUGUGAAGGAGUGUCAGGCUCAUGCCGAAUACUGGAGGAAACGAUUCGCUUUUGAGGAGGACCAGCUGAAGAAGAGUUCUACUGAAACGAAUAAGGAGUCGUCAGAGGCUGCUGAUGAAGAUUUUGAUGAUGAGACAAGUGAUGAGAAGCCGGUUAAGGAUGAACUGUAG
Rodentolepis nana is the source of this 1260-nucleotide messenger RNA. The record is from the annotation of a GenBank genome assembly. Lineage: Eukaryota; Metazoa; Platyhelminthes; Cestoda; Cyclophyllidea; Hymenolepididae.